AUGCCUCCAAAGAAGAAAGAAAAAGACAAAAAGAAAAAAGGCGAAGAGGAAGAAGUCGUUGGCUAUGAUGUUAAAAUCAUGGAUAUAUCUGAUUUAAGACAGUAUGCACAUAUGUUGGAGAAGGACAUUGACAACAUGCGAGAAUAUUGCACUUUCUUUCAAAAAACUGAGGACAAACUUGUGGACGUUUACAGGAGGCGGCAAGAAGAACUCAAAGAAAGAGAAGAUUCGAUCUUGGAGAAGAAUAUCGAAUUGGAGAAAAUGAGAGUGGAUGUUCAGCGUAAAAUACAAGAGAAACGUCAGAGGCCUAAAUAUACCGAAUACGCCUGCGAAAAGCGAAUUGAUCUCCAAAAGUCUGAAAUGAAUCAAAAACUUGAAGAGAAUAAUCAUAUGUACCAGAACAAACAAAAUCAGCUCAAGAUGAAGAUGAUGGACAAGGAAAGGGAAUUGGAGGCCGAAACUAAAAAAAUUCAAAUGGCGCGGAAAACAGCCGUGGAAAACAAUAGCAAAAAACUCAAAGAAAUGGACGAAAAUGAAAGAAAUCUCUUGGAAAAAUCAAUAAAGGCCUUCGUAGCCAUGUUGGAGGAAGGCAGCCAAAUAAACCGACUGGCGAUUAAAACAAUCGAGUCAGAAGCACAAGAAGCUAAGCGGAAAGCAGAACAGGAGUUCCGAAAUGCCUGUGGCUCCUAUAAACAGAAGCUACAGGAUUAUUACAAAGAGAUUACUAGACAAGACCUGCAAGCUAUUAAAGAUCUUACAUACAAAGCAAAAAAUUUGGAAACGACUAUUCAGUCCCUUAAGUCCCGACUGCAAGAAGUUCAACAACAGAAUGCAUCUUUGAAAGCAGCCAGUCACCCAAAGAAACCAACCAAGUACAUACCUGGUCAUUCCAGAAUCGACCCGAAGACAAAAUUGGCGAUAAAAUUGCAGAAAGAGAAAAAGAUGGAUGAAUUAAAAAAGGAGAAUAAUCUACUUCAAAAUAAAAUAAAAGCAGUCGAAGACGAGACAGUUAAUCUGCGAAGACACUUCACCCAAGUUCUGUAUAAAGUGCGCCAAAGCGCAGAGAUGAAGACAAGGAUCCUCGAAAGGAAGCUGAAAUCAAUUUCGAAUAAUGAAUCUCUGACUGAUUACGAAUCUUCUUUAUGA
Molecule: messenger RNA, 1146 nt
Organism: Argiope bruennichi
Lineage: Eukaryota; Metazoa; Arthropoda; Arachnida; Araneae; Araneidae
Exons: 1
Coding region: 1-1146 (381 amino acids)
Biological process (GO): cell motility
Cellular component (GO): microtubule; Golgi apparatus
Molecular function (GO): small GTPase binding; microtubule binding
Source: RefSeq, a predicted model, not a curated record